AUGAAAUCAAAGAAAAAUACCAAUGUAAAAGGUCGAAAACGAUUAAAAUUAGAUGCACUACCUAUUGAAAUAGAACCUCUAACGACUAUUAUUACUACUACAGCAACACACUCACAUUCAAUCGCUAUUCAAACAGAUCUUGAUAUGACUUGUUUAAGUACUCUAUUUGAAAAUCUGUCACUUCUUCAACAAAAUUCUAUCAAUACAUCAAUAUGCAUUGAACGUUUUCGGAAUGAUGAUUUGAACGUAAAAUACUACACUGGUUUCAAAUCUUAUAAUAUUUUCGAGAUGGUUUUUGAGUUAUUGGAAGGUCAAUAUGAUGAGUAUUUCAUCGCAUAUUCAACGCGACCAGAGUGUGACUUACCAUAUGGAAUGUUAACAGAAGUACACAAGCUCUCCAAGAAGAAUCAAUUUUUCUUAUUUAUGAUUCGUUUAAGGCGAGGAACUGAUUUACAAGAACUAGGAACUUUUUUCAAUUUAUCUCAUUCUACUGUUAGUAGAAUAAUUAUUUCCUGGACUCGUUUUGUCUACUCGGUUUUCAAUUCGAUCUCUCUUUGGCAAUCGAAAGAAAAAGUACAACAAAAUCUUCCAUUUGAGAUGAAGAAAAACUACCCAACGGUACGGGUUAUUGUUGAUUGUACGGAGUUUGAAAUCGAGCAGCCGCGAAAUCCGCAAGCACAACAAAAUACAUGGUCAAAUUAUAAAAAUACUAAUACAGCCAAAGGACUUAUUGGCAUUACACCAAAUGGUGUGGUUUCAUACAUUUCUCCUUUGUAUGGAGGGGCCACAACUGACCGUGCUAUUUUAAAUAUGGAAGGCUGUGGAAGUCUGAUUGAACUUCUUGAAGACGGUGAUCAAGUGAUGUCUGACAGAGGUUUUUCAUUAGAUCGUAAGUUUUCUCAUCUUACUCUUGUUCAUCCACCAUUUCUUGAACGACACCCACAACUAUUACCUGAAAACGUAUUGAAAACUCGCAUCAUCGCUCAGCACAGGAUACACGUGGAAAGGUUUAUGGGCCGUAUUAAAAAUUACAAAUUGUUAAAUGGUAUUAUUCCAAUCAAAUCAAUACACCUCCUUGAUUAUUGGUUUUAUAUUUGCUCUUUCCUUACCAUUUUUGACGAACCUCUUGUCAAAAAUAUUUGA
Molecule: messenger RNA, 1143 nt
Organism: Rotaria socialis
Lineage: Eukaryota; Metazoa; Rotifera; Eurotatoria; Philodinida; Philodinidae
Source: the annotation of a GenBank genome assembly